This is a messenger RNA of Sphenostylis stenocarpa, 3057 nucleotides long. The record is from the annotation of a GenBank genome assembly. NCBI's taxonomy places the organism in Eukaryota, Viridiplantae, Streptophyta, Magnoliopsida, Fabales, Fabaceae.
AUGGGUCAGCAAACCCACCGGGAAUCAUAUUCUGGUCCCUUGCCUUCUGCCGCACAGCAUCGGAAAGAUUACAGUUACAAUUAUUGUCAUCACCGAUGUCACCACUAUUAUUCUGAUCAACGUCAACUCGAAUUUGCCAGUAAGGACGAGGCUCAUGAUCUAGUCUUUCCCUUCGACAAACUCGAGAGACUGAGUCCAGAUGAUGUUAGGGAAUGUGCUUAUGAAAUCUUUUUCACCGCUUGCCGGUCCUCGCCAGGGUUCGGGGUUCGGCAAACACAAUCGUUCCAUUGGAGUAACCAUGAGAACGAGCCAAAGUCACCCAAUGUGGUGAUGUCGCCAACAAGCAAGGUGAAGCGGGCCCUAGGGUUGAAGAUGUUAAAGAGGUCACCAUCGAGGAGAAUGGUGUCUGGUGGCAGUGGCGGGCCAUCGUCGCCGGUAAACGGAGGUAGCCCUUUUCAUAAUUCCACGCCGCCGUUAAGGCCGCGACGACCGAUGACUUCUGCUGAGAUCAUGAGACAGCAGAUGAAAGUGACUGAGCACAACGACAAUCGAUUGAGGAAAACCAUCAUGAGGACCCUUGUUGGCCAAGCAGGAAGAAGAGCAGAAACUAUCAUUCUCCCCUUAGAACUUCUGAGGCACCUAAAACCUUCUGAAUUUAGUGAUUCCAAUGAGUAUCACAUGUGGCAAAAGAGGCAGCUAAGAGUCCUUGAAGUAGGGCUUCUAACACACCCUUCAAUCCCUGUAGCAAAGGCCACCACCUUUGCCAUGCGCCUUAGGGACAUCAUUCGCAGUGGUGAGUUCAAACCCAUAGACACCGGGAAAAACUCUGACACUUUGAGAUCUCUUUCCAACUCAGUAGUUUCCUUAGCAUGGAGAAGUUCCAAUGGUACUCCCACUGAUAUUUCCCACUGGGCUGAUGGAUCCCCUUUGAACAUUCACCUGUACACUUCUCUUCUUCAAGCCAUUUUUGACAUUAGGGAUGACACAUUAGUCCUUGAUGAGGUUGAUGAGCUCCUUGAGCUAAUGAAGAAGACGUGGUCCAUCUUGGGGAUCACUAGGCCUAUUCACAACUUGUGCUUCACUUGGGUGUUGUUUCAACAAUAUGUGGUAACUGGGCAGAUAGAGCCUGACCUUCUUUGUGCCACACAUGCCAUGUUGUCUGAGGUGGCCAUUGAUGCUAGGAGGGAAAAGGAAUCAUUCUAUGUGAAGCUGUUGACAUCCGUGCUGAAUUCAAUCCUGGGUUGGGCUGAGAAGAGACUUAUUGAUUAUCAUGAGUAUUUCCAGAGAGGGAAUAUUAGCCAAAUUGAAAACAUUGUUCCUGUGGUGUUGUCAGUCUCCCAGAUUCUAGGUGAAGAUCUCACAAUAUCUGAUGACGGAGAAUUGGGAAAGAAGGGAGAUAUAUCCAUAGUUGACUCAUCAGGGGAUAGGAUUGACUAUUACAUUAGAUCUAGCAUAAAAAGUGCAUUUGAUAAGGUAAUUGAGUCAGUGAAUGCCAGGGCUAUUGAAUUGGGAAUAAAGGGAGCGUUUAGUGAGAUUCUACUUCAUGUAUCUCAAGAGACAGAAGAUUUGGCAAUGAAGGAAAGAGAGAAUUUUACUCCAAUGCUACAGAAAUGGCACCCAAAAGCAGGAGCAGUUGCAGCAAUGAUGUUGCACAGUUGCUAUGGCCAUGUGCUGAGGCAAUAUUUAGGUGAUAUGACCUCACUGACUCGUGAGACAGUGGAGGUGUUGCAAAAGGCCGAAAAGGUAGAAAAGGUUUUGCUCCAAAUGGUGGUUGAGGACUGUACUGAGGGUGAGGAUAAUGAUAGAAAAGUUAUGAAAGAGAUGGUUCCCUAUGAAGUUGAUUCAAUCAUAUUGAACCUCCUGAGAAAAUGGAUAAAUGAAUUACUGACCAGUGGAAAAGACUAUUUGCAAAGAGCAAAAGAAACUGAAACAUGGAAUCCAAAGUCCAAAUCAGAGCCAUAUGCAUCAUCAGUCGUAGAACUGGUGAAAUGUGCCAAGACAGUUGUAGAACAAUUCUUCAAAAUUCCAAUAGGAAUAACUGAAGAUAUAGUUCAAGAACUUGCUGAUGGAUUGCAAAGCCUCUUCCAGGACUACAUGAUGUUUAUUGCAGCAUGUGGUACAAAGCAGAGCUAUAUUCCUUCACUUCCCCCUUUGACGAGAUGCAAUCGUGACUCAAAGUUUAUCAAGUUGUGGAAGAAAGCUGCCCCUUGUGGUGUUAAUCCCUCAGAUAUGGAUCACAUAACUGAAGGUCAUCAUCCUAGGCCAUCAACUAGUCGUGGCACGCAACGCCUCUAUGUUCGUCUCAACACCUUACACUACCUCCACGCUCACAUUAACACCCUUGAGAAAACACUCUCUCAGACCCCUGGUGUAAUCCCUUCAAAUCGCAAACGUAGCGGUCCCUAUUUUGAUGUAAUCAAUUCCUCCAUCCCAGCAGCAUGUCAACAUGUCUCAGAAGUUGCAGCAUACCGCCUCAUAUUCCUAGACUCCAACUCAGCCUUCUAUGGUAGCCUCUAUCUUGACGAUGUACCCAAUGCACGCAUUAAGCCUGCAUUGAGGAUCCUCAAGCAAAACAUCACACUGAUGACUACACUUUUGACUGAUAGAGCUCAAGCACUUGCAAUGAAAGAAGUAAUGAAGGCCUCCUUCGACGCAUUCCUCAUGGUUUUGCUUGCAGGUGGAAGCUCAAGGGUGUUUAACAGGUCUGAUCAUGUGAUGAUCCAAGAGGACUUUGAGAGCUUGAACCGAGUUUUCUGCACUUGUGGGGAGGGACUAAUUGCAGAAAAUUUGGUGGAGAGAGAGGCUGCAGUUGUGGAGGGUGUCAUUGCAUUGAUGGGCCAAACCACUGAACAAUUGAUGGAAGAUUUCAACACUGCCACUUGUGAAACAAGUGGAAUCGGAGUCAUGGGUGAUGGACAGAAAUUGCCUAUGCCACCUACCACAGGAAGGUGGAAUAGGUCAGAUCCAAACACAAUACUGAGGGUGUUGUGCCAUAGAAAUGACAGAUCUGCUAAUCUUUUCUUGAAGAGGACAUUCCAGUUAGCUAAGAGAAGAUGA